Rhagoletis pomonella (apple maggot) is the source of this 1030-nucleotide messenger RNA. RefSeq lists its product as uncharacterized. The transcript has 2 exons. NCBI's taxonomy places the organism in Eukaryota, Metazoa, Arthropoda, Insecta, Diptera, Tephritidae. The record is from RefSeq and is a predicted model, not a curated record. The coding region runs from base 1 to 633 and encodes 210 amino acids.
AUGAAUAAGUCAGGUGGUUGUGCAAUGGGAGCUUGGGACAUUUUAUUAUUUGUCUCCUUUUUCUUGGUUGGUUUGACCAUUGCGCAAGCGCGCGUGUUGCCAUUCGUAUACAGCAGAACAAUCUUUCAAAAUUUUGAAGCAAAUAAGCACGUCAAUGAAUCGGGUGGUUUUAAUCGCUUCGAAGGUGGCCGGGGUGGUCCCGGAAGCUUCGGCUACUUCGAAUUUACGCCGAACGGUACAGUGAUAUUGCGGGGAUCCGCGGGAAAUAACGCCAAUAUGCCGAAUAUCCUAUUUCUCAAAGCUGCGGUCGGGGGCACCAAAACGUAUCCACGGCGAGUGGCCAGCUAUAGCAAAGGCAACAUCAAAAUCUAUGGCGACGGCAUCGAGCACAAAUUUCCGCCGUUUCUGGAGCAUAUAAUUCAGCGCAUCCAAACAUAUUUCUCUGUUUAUAAAUACACGGAUACCAGCGCGGCGGAAAGUUCUACAGUGCCUGCAGAAAACAUAAGUUCCGAAUUCAACAGUACAUCAUCCGUAGGGGUCCAAUCUACAACGCAAGAAGACAAAGGCGAGUACAAUGAGUUCAUAGAGAUAGGCGAGCACGACAUCGAUGUCAUAGUUGUGGGUGUGGACUGAAUACUUACCGACUAAAAGUCCAUAUGUAUGUAUUUCAAUUAUAAAUUUUCGCUGUAAUGAACAUUUAAACGAAAUCGAGUGUGUCAAGAGAAACUUUUGAUAUAACUUAUUUGUGCAAUUUCAAUAUGUAGCUCACAUCGAUGUCACUAGCUCAACAUGCGUUAUAAACUGUAAACAUAGCCAUUGGACAAACACCACUGAAAAAAAAAAACAAUUUAGUAUGCUGCAAAGGUGAAAAUUAAAAAAAAAAUUGGUAUGUGAAAUGAUUUUAUGAGUGUUUGCUUAUUGGCAUUAUAUGUACUCGUAAAUCGCUAGCUUAGCGUGAAAAGUUGCUAAGUCCACUUUUUAUGAAAACUCAUAUUUUGUUGUAGGAAGCAAGAAAUGCCGACAAAACCAA